AGACAUUGAUUAUCAGAGCACAAUCAGACGGCGGAAAUUAGUCUAAAGUUCAUUGUGGUGGAAAUGUAAGGGAGUGAAGAGGCAGCAGAGGUUAGAGACGAGAGGAACAGGAGCAGGACGUACGGAGGCAGCGAAGGCAGAAAAGGAGACUGAAAACAGGACGGUUCCAUCAAACAGAGCAGAGAUGGAUAUUCUUGAGACACACGCCUACGACAGGCGGCAGAAGAGAAAUGUGUCCUGUGCUCUUCUUUUCUCUCUCUUGCCUUUCUUUUUGUCCUCGGCUUUAUAUUUCUACCUUCUGACUCCUGACUCGGCUCCAUCAGUCAUGUCUGCAGGUGUCAAAUGUGCCCCAACUCUCCUGCUGGCUGCAGUGGUGCUGAGUUGGAACGGAGGUCAGAGUGCGUUAGGUGUGGCAGGAGGACUUGUCUUUUCUGCCGUCGGUGACUGCUGCUUGGUGUGGCCUGAGCUGUUCAUUCAUGGAAUGGGAGCAUUUGCUGUGGCUCAUCUGCUCUACUCGCUCACUUUCCUAUCUGGCCGUUACACAACAUACUCCUCGUCCUCCUGGACCCGUUUUCUGUAUCUGCUCCUGGUAAUGACAGGAGGAGUUUUCUACAUCUAUCUGUUUCCAUUCCUGCGGAGGGCACCAGACUCCGACCUCCUGACGCCUGGCGUGGGGAUCUACGUCGUCCUGAUCACCGUCAUGGGUGUCCUAGCGAUCAGAACCCGCCGUAUGGUGACGUUGCUGGGAAGUUUGACCUUCGUAGUGUCCGACGUGUGCCUCGCUCUGCAGGUCUUUAAAGUGUUGCCACCAAUGCAGCAUGGUCAGCUUGUCGUUAUGGUGACGUAUUAUUUGGCACAGCUACUGAUUGCUGUGGGCGAUAUAAAAGCAGUGGAGAAUAAAGACGACUUUUCAAAAUGGAAGCGGUCCUAACAAGGAUCCCUGCGGGACUUCAGCGGUGCCUUAGCUGUUUUUGUAAACUACCUUCUACCAAAGCAAUAUUGAUCUAGUCAUGUCUAAGUUUAGUUUUACAAAUGGAAAAGAUGAAAAAAGUAAACCCAGGAGCUUCCAAUUUGUAUUUUUUAAUUCUCAUUUAAAAAUACUACGCAUCUUUACAGACAUAACUAAAACAUUCAGCAUAUAUCAGUGUGUAAUGGUUAUAUUUUAUGAUUUAUAGUUACAUGUUUUUGUAAAACAUUAAUGUGUAACUCAUACAUGUAGUGGCAUGCUUUGAACAAGCCAUUGAAAGAAUUUCUUUUGUUUACAGUAAAUAAUUGUAUUUAUAACUGGAUUUUUGUGAAUUUAUGUCUUUUUUCUUAACUUUACAACAAUUAAAAUUCAGAUAUGUACAUAUCUAAACUGAUAUUUGGACGUAUUUUAACAUCAAAACUAGCUGUUACAAAGAUAUAAUAAAUAUCUUUAAGAGACAAAUUAAAAACAGCUGACUUGAAAAAUAACUUUAUACAGCAGUUAUUUACUCAGUAAAAUCCUGCGCCUGGAUUACAUGCAAAAUAUAAACAGCAACUGUCAAAAAUGGACAUAAACAUCACUCUGCAUCCACAAUUUAACUCAUCAACGUUCUGUUGCAUUUUUUUGUACAUAUGCAAAAAAAUACAUAAGUUAAAAAAACAAA
Molecule: messenger RNA, 1631 nt
Organism: Austrofundulus limnaeus
Lineage: Eukaryota; Metazoa; Chordata; Actinopteri; Cyprinodontiformes; Rivulidae
Gene: tmem86b
Product: transmembrane protein 86B
Exons: 3
Coding region: 185-931 (248 amino acids)
Cellular component (GO): membrane
Molecular function (GO): hydrolase activity
Source: RefSeq, a predicted model, not a curated record